CCGGCGCUUUAAACCAAAAAGGUAACUCGGAAGCAAUUGCUAGCAGUAUGUUUUUCAAUCAGCGAACAGUUGCUCUGUUGGCGGUCGUAUUGGUCAUUUCUAUCUCUCACAUUGAGGCCUUGCCGUCCCAGGUGAACACGUGUACGUACCGUGAACAGUAUUACAUUGAGGGUGAUAGAAUCCAAGGUGCUACACUCACAUGUACGUGUAGAAAUGCCAAGUGGUCUGAGUGCACGGUUCAUGCGGAAGAGACCCUUAGUGAAGCAUUGAACAACCCUUCGCCUCCUUCUAGUGCAUUAAGUUACGACAUCGGAAGCAACCAGAUCACCGACAAGGUGGAGAAUUCUCUCACUGAGGCCUCGCCAUCCCAAGUGAACACGUGUACGUAUCGUGAACAGUAUUACAUUGAGGGCGAUAGAAUCCAAGGUGCUACACUCACAUGCACGUGUAGAAAUGCCAUGUGGUCUGAGUGCACGGUUAAUGCGGAAGAGACCCUCAAUAGCGAAGCCUUGAACAAUCCUUCGCCACCUACUAGUGUAUCAAGUUACGACAACGGCAACAACCAGAACACCGACAAAGUGGAGAAUGUUAACUUAGACAGCCAGGAUAGCGCCGGUAUGGACAUGGAGAGCAUGAACAUGAAAGAGAGUACAAAAUACUAUGCGCCCACGGGCAUGAACGAGUACCUUGUAGGCGCUAAAGCCUCGUUCAAUCGGUUCUUAUACAAUUUUGACAACGAAGAUUUUGUCUUUGAUUUCUCGGAUUCGAAUGCCGUACCUGUGGAUUCCACUGGCAACGGAGGUACUAUACAACCCGUUGAUAUCGAAGGUUUCCCAGUUAUGCAGCUGGCCGAUAUGGCUUACUCACGCUUCAGUAUCGGUCCAUGCGGCAUCAACCUGCCUCACUUGCAUCCGAGAGGCACUGAGUCCCUCUAUGUGAUCGACGGAAUGCUCACAGUUGGAUUCGUCGCCGAAAGCGGUCGCCUUGUUCUCAAUGACAUCGAGAAGGAUCAGACCACCUUCUUCCCCAAGGGCCUCAUGCACUAUCAGCAGAAUAUGCAAUGCGUGCCCGCGAACUUCAUCUCCAUUCUCGACACUUGUGACCCAGGGGUGCUUGUUAUCACCGAAUCUCUCAAUGCUCUACCUGACGAAGCACUUACUGCCACAUUCGGUGAGGAUCAAGAGUUUAUCAAUCAGCUUCGUUUGGGUUUACCCGAUGGGCCCGCGCGAGCCCGUUCGGAGUGUUUGAAACGAUGCGGGCUGUCUAGUGAUACUCCUCUCGAGAACGGAGAGACUGGGACAAACACCAACGGCUAUAAUAACGAUAAUUCCAACAACAACAAUGAUAAUAAUGUGUACAACAAUGGAUAUCGAAAAAGAAAGUAGUGUGUACAGUAAUCACACGAUAAUACCGUAAGGGAUGCAUGGGGCUGGUUUGUAAGCUCAUCUUGUAACAGCUUGCGGGCAAGUCGGCAACAAGAAUUUAGAACCGAAUGGACAACACAUCAAAUAAUUAUUGGUUGACAGCGCAUUGAAUAAAUCCA
Sphaeroforma arctica JP610 is the source of this 1543-nucleotide messenger RNA. RefSeq lists its product as hypothetical. Lineage: Eukaryota; Ichthyosporea; Ichthyophonida. The record is from RefSeq and is a predicted model, not a curated record. The transcript is spliced from 2 exons. Gene Ontology annotation, cellular component: cell wall. Gene Ontology annotation, molecular function: manganese ion binding. The coding region runs from base 48 to 1385 and encodes 445 amino acids.